AUGCCCUUUCAGAUAAUCCACAGACGUAAGAAGCGCGCGCCUACACAAGAGAUUUGGGAGGAAACGCAACAGCGUGCCACACAGGCGCAGGAGCGCCAGAGACAGCAGGCGAAUCGUCACCGGCACCGAGAGGAUUUCAACGUAGGCGAUAAGGUUUUUGUGAACACGCGGAAUUGUAGAGUUGACCAACCAGGUCGUAAGCUGGCAGAUCAAGCCGCUGGAGCCUUUGAGAUUGUUGGGAAGUACCGCGUUAAAUGGGUUGGACAAGGCGAUGAGGUUGAUACGACGUGGUAUCCUAAGAGAAAUUUCAAGAAUGCACAGGAGAAGCUACUGGAGUUCUACCGCAGAUACCCUGAUGAACCGGGACCCCCGAAACGAUUGAACCUGUUGGCAGAAGCUGCGUUGAAUGACCGAUUCAAGGAAGACCAUCCUGACAACGAUAGACCUGCAUGA
Messenger RNA from Aspergillus fischeri NRRL 181, 453 nucleotides. RefSeq lists its product as uncharacterized. The transcript is spliced from 3 exons. NCBI's taxonomy places the organism in Eukaryota, Fungi, Ascomycota, Eurotiomycetes, Eurotiales, Aspergillaceae. The record is from RefSeq and is a predicted model, not a curated record. Bases 1 to 453 code for a protein of 150 amino acids.